AUGACUGGACGCGGCAAGGGUGGCAAGGGCCUCGGCAAGGGUGGUGCCAAGCGCCACCGCAAGAUUCUUCGCGACAACAUCCAGGGCAUCACAAAGCCUGCCAUUAGGCGUCUCGCCCGUCGUGGCGGUGUCAAGCGUAUUUCUGCCAUGAUUUACGAGGAGACCCGCGGUGUCCUGAAAAGCUUCCUCGAGGGCGUUAUCCGUGAUGCCGUCACAUACACCGAGCACGCCAAGCGAAAGACGGUCACGUCGCUCGAUGUCGUCUAUGCCCUGAAGCGACAAGGCCGCACCCUGUACGGGUUUGGUGGUUAA
Hirsutella rhossiliensis is the source of this 312-nucleotide messenger RNA. RefSeq names its product centromere kinetochore component CENP-T histone fold domain-containing protein. Gene Ontology annotation, molecular function: structural constituent of chromatin; DNA binding; protein heterodimerization activity. Gene Ontology annotation, cellular component: nucleosome. NCBI's taxonomy places the organism in Eukaryota, Fungi, Ascomycota, Sordariomycetes, Hypocreales, Ophiocordycipitaceae. The transcript is spliced from 3 exons. Bases 1 to 312 code for a protein of 103 amino acids. The record is from RefSeq and is a predicted model, not a curated record. Gene Ontology annotation, biological process: nucleosome assembly.